Molecule: messenger RNA, 2244 nt
Organism: Rhinichthys klamathensis goyatoka
Lineage: Eukaryota; Metazoa; Chordata; Actinopteri; Cypriniformes; Leuciscidae
Product: mucin-2-like
Exons: 3
Coding region: 202-2184 (660 amino acids)
Source: RefSeq, a predicted model, not a curated record
GGAUGAACGAGGAGCACGUAAUAAAGGGGUUAGCUCUAAACUCUGGCGCGAUCUCGCUCGCUUCACGCGCGUUCACCAUCACCAUCAUCAUCAUCACACCUGUUCCAGUCUGCGCAGGUUCCGCUCACCUGCGCCAGAAACACACUUCAAAACAACAUGACUUGAGCUCCAGCCUCGCAGACCAGCCGAACGAAGCGCGCAAUGACCGUGCCAUGGAGUUUGCUGUGGAUUCUGGGUUUGAUCUGCUCCUCGGACUCCAGCUGCUCUCCGACAUCUUACUAUAAGAGCUGCUGGAUCCGCAGAUAUCCAGGACUGUAUGUGGAUGUAGAGGAAUCUCAGCGCAGAGGAGCUCAUAUCCUGAGGGUUUAUCAGGACGAGUCUGCGCUCAAGUGCAGCAGAGCCUGCUGUCUUACACCAAACUUCUCCUGCAACCUGGCUGUGUUUCAUUUCAACACCACUCAGGACAGUGUGAACUGCUUUCAUCUGCAAUGUCCGACCGCUGAGAGCUGCAUUCCUCACCGCAGAGGAAAUGUCAUCCUCUAUAAUGUCACUAAAGGUGUGGAUCCGGACCUGUUGGUGUUCGGGAAGCACUUCACCACCAACGUGCGUGUUCUGCCUCACAUGUCUUCCUCGCGGCUCAAUGUUUCAGAGCCGCUGACCUCUGACAAGCGUCAGUUCAACUAUCCACCCGUCCGCUCCAUCAGUCCUCCCUCCACUAGUACAAAAAAACCUACAACCCCCCAAAAAACCACUCGAGCUGUUCCUACUACACUUGAAGUACAACAUAACCUCCCUCGAUGUGCUACAACAACUCCGAGCACAUCAGAACACAUCAUAUCAACUACGUCACUCAAUCCCCAACAGACGUCGACUACGCCACAGUGGGAAUCAACAAAACUGCAUCAUAUUACACAAACCACCUCUCAGACGAAUGAACCUGAUACAAGUACUGACACUUUAAACCACAGCAUCCCAAACCCCUCGACUACAGCCCACCCAAGCUCUACAACUGACUACUUUGACUCUACUUUGACCUCCAUCCCAAUCAAUGAAGCUCUUACUACCCAACAGCCUUUGGGAUUACAAACUACAUCUCUACAGACUACAAAAUCUUUAGUGACGGCUUCUCAAAACCCUACGCAAUCUUUUGCCAAGACUACCUCGCUACCCAAUUCGGAUGAGUAUCUAGAAACAGUCAAGACAGUUACUUCCCAGUCUUCUGCGUCUUCACAAUCGGAAACCUUAACAAACGCAAAGCCUUUGACUUCUGCAAACGUGCCCUUACAAACCCAAACUCAGAUUACCCCUGCAUAUGAGACGAUACAAGCUGUAACUGCUCAAAGCACGUCAGAGCAUGUUAUAUCAACUACGUCACAGCUUAAAAUGGACUCUACACUCAAUCCCCAACAGACGACUACUACGCCACAGUGGACGACCACAAAGCCCUUAACAUCUGCAAACGUGCCCUUUCAAACAUCAUCCCAAAUUACCCCUACAUAUGAGACAAUACAAGCUACAACUGCUCAAAGCAAGUCAGAGCAUGUUAUAUCAACUACGUCACAGCUUAAAAUGGACUCUACACUCAAUCCCCAACAGAUGUCUACUACGCCACAGUGGACGACCACAAAGCCAUUAACAUCUGCAAACGUCCCCUUUCAAACAUCAUCCCAAAUUACCCCUGCAAAUGAGACUUCUACCCCAACCCAAACUACUAUUCAAUCCCAACCAAAACUGACAAUUAGCAGCGACACAAGAACCACCAAUCCUACAAUCCCCACUGAUGACUCUACAACCCCUAGACACCUGACCCUAACUUUUACACACACCCGUAUGGGAAAAUCGGCAAAUAAUUUGAGUUCUUCCCCUACGAGCAGCAUGAUGGACAGUCAACCGUAUCCCAACGACACGAAGGGUUACAUCAGCCGAAACAUCACUACAGGUGACGUACCUCGACCCGUUGGGGACGGAGGAAGCUUGACAUCGGUAUGGCAUUUGGCGGCCAAUACCGUACUAGUGGCCUUAGCGACUUGCGCUACCGUCACGUUCUGCUGCUGUUGUUCGGUGUUCGCGGCUCUGAGCUGGAGAGGCCGGAGGCGACGCAAGGGCAGGUACAGGACAAAUCUGAGGGGGAAGAGAGGAUCAAUGAGACUCAUCAAAUACGUCAUUGUAAGGGAAAGCUCGUAAAGCAGGGUUCCUUGGGUUAAGCUCGAACCCUAAUCAAACACGCCUGAACGAGCUAACCGG